AUGAAUUACGUGCGAUCCAUCACAGGCAGCGUGUCCAAGGGCUGGAACUCGAUCAACCCCGCAACCCUCAGCGGCGCCAUCGACACCAUCGUCGUAGAGCACGAAGAUGGCAGCCUAGCCUGUUCGCCCUUCCACGUCCGCUUCGGCAAGUACCAGAUCCUGCGACCGUCGGACAAGAAGGUCGAGUUCAGAGUCAAUGGCGAGCUGCAGGACUAUUCCAUGAAGCUGGGCGAAGGGGGCGAGGCCUUUUUCGUCUUCGAGACGACGCGCUCCAUCCCCGCUGAGAUGCAGACGUCGCCUAUUGCCUCGCCCGCCGCGAGUCCCGAGCAGAAGCCCGUGGAGAUGCCUUCGGAGCGCGCCUUCGACGAGCCCGAGCCCUUGGACCUAGACAAUGCCGACGUGAGCAGGAGGAGAGGGCGCAUGUCCAUGUCGGUCCCCACGUCCGACAGCAUACACGCCGAGGCAGAAUUUGGGCGGCCAAAGUCGGGAGACUGGUCCGGCUUCCACAUGCAAAGGGCCAGCACGGAUGAGACGGUCCCUUCGGUCAAGGACGGCUUCGCCAAGACGUUCGAGGGGACAGAAGCACAUGGCACAGGGCCCGAGAGAGGGCCGCUACAGAUCAGCAAGGAAGAUGCCACGGCUUGGAACAGGUCAACCCGCUCAGCGAGUCCACCGCCCGUGUCCGCCAGUGAAGCACUCGCCCGCGCCAUCAAGCUCUCCAAGAAGCUCUUCACCUCCAACAUCCCCAACAAGGUCACUGAGACGGGCGACCUCGAACUCGACAUGACGGGGUACAAGAGCAGCGAGGAGGAUGCCUUGCGCGCCGAAGUAAUAGCCCGGCGCAUCCUGUCCGAUGAACUCGCAGGCGACUACGACAUCGGCGCUCUUAUCGGUGCUGACGAGAAUGGCAAUCUCUGGAUCUACAGCAGUGAGGAAGCCAAAGCAGCAGCCAUGGCCAAGACGAGCAUGAACGUCCUCAACGAAGCCGCUCUCCAAUCCGCCGAUGCUUUAUCAGACCCAGGCUACCAAUCCGACAGCGGCCGCAGCGACGACACGGCGCAAUUCCCCACACGACGAGACUCGGACAGCGCCUUGGGAUCCUCUGCCCCACACUCGCCCAACUCUUCUACCCAGAAAUCAAAAGCCAGACCCGAGUUCAAAACCUACGCCAAGACUCUGCGUCUCACAUCCGAGCAAUUACGUGCCCUGGACCUCAAGCCCGGUGCCAAUACCAUGAGCUUUACAGUAAAUAGGAGCAAGUGUGAGGCAUACAUGUUCUACUGGAAACACGACGUACCAAUCGUAAUCUCAGACAUUGACGGUACAAUAACAAAAUCAGAUGCCCUAGGCCACGUCUUGAACAUGAUAGGGAGGGAUUGGACACACCAAGGUGUCGCAAAACUCUACACCGAUAUCGUAAACAACGGGUACAACAUCUUCUACCUCACGUCCCGGUCUGUCGGCCAAGCAGACACCACGCGCGCGUAUCUGAACGGCGUGGUACAAGACAACUACCGACUUCCCAAGGGCCCCGUCAUUAUGAGUCCCGAUCGCACCAUCGCAGCUCUACGACGCGAGAUCUAUCUGCGCAAGCCCGAAGUUUUCAAAAUGGCUUGUCUCCGAGACAUUAUGCAAUUGUUUGACAAGCCUGCGCACCAAACGCCUUUUUACGCGGGCUUUGGAAAUCGCUUUACGGAUGCGUUGAGCUAUCGAUCCGUCAACAUCCCUUCUACGCGCAUCUUUACCAUUAAUUCGAAUGCAGAAGUCAGUCUCGACGUGCUCUCGCUCAACAGCUACAAGACGGGGUACGCCAGUAUGCGCGAGAUUGUAGACCACUUUUUCCCGCCCGUCGGGCUCUUGGUGCCCGCGGGCGGCGAGGCGUAUACGGAUUUCAACUACUGGCGCGAGAAACCUUUGGAUAUCGCCGACUUUACCGAUAGCGAAAGUGAAGGCGGAGAGGACGAUGACGAGACGGAGGCGGCUAGUAUACGCAGCGAGGACGAAAUGGGCUCGGAAAUCGGAGAGGAUCUCGAGGCGAGUUAUAUGAGUAGGGAGUCGCUUGACGAAAUGGGGGAAGGGGAUGAUUAUGGCGGAAUGGAAGACUCGAUUGUUGAAAGUAUUGAAGGCGGCGACUACGUUGAUAGGCAGUAUGAAGAUGAGGAGGUGGAAGAUGAGUACGAUGAGGAUGAGGAUGAGAGGACGCAGAUUGAGGGUAUUACGCCAUCGAUUGAGAUGGGCUUGGAUACGACGGUGGAACGCAUGAGGGAGUUGAAAGUCAAAGAAAGAUCACCUACUCCACGGGCUAGGUAG
Alternaria burnsii is the source of this 2310-nucleotide messenger RNA. RefSeq lists its product as uncharacterized. Gene Ontology annotation, biological process: triglyceride biosynthetic process; fatty acid catabolic process. Gene Ontology annotation, cellular component: nucleus. The record is from RefSeq and is a predicted model, not a curated record. Lineage: Eukaryota; Fungi; Ascomycota; Dothideomycetes; Pleosporales; Pleosporaceae. The coding region runs from base 1 to 2310 and encodes 769 amino acids. The transcript has a single exon. Gene Ontology annotation, molecular function: phosphatidate phosphatase activity.